Messenger RNA from Hylaeus anthracinus, 3322 nucleotides. Its product is annotated as cytochrome c oxidase assembly protein COX15 homolog. The coding region runs from base 289 to 1584 and encodes 431 amino acids. Gene Ontology annotation, cellular component: mitochondrial inner membrane. Gene Ontology annotation, molecular function: oxidoreductase activity, acting on NAD(P)H, heme protein as acceptor. Lineage: Eukaryota; Metazoa; Arthropoda; Insecta; Hymenoptera; Colletidae. The transcript has 6 exons. The record is from RefSeq and is a predicted model, not a curated record. Gene Ontology annotation, biological process: heme A biosynthetic process.
CGGCUUAGUGAGCACUGGCCUUUCCUUAUACGGUCAAAAUUAACAAACACGUGUAUGCAAUUAUAUGUUUGUAAUUAGUGUUGAUUGAGAUAAUAUGUAAUUGAGGGAUUAAAAGAAAUGAUAGAGCGUAUUGUUUAACUUUGCAAUAAGUUCUUAUUUUAUCUACGUUUAGGUAUUAAGUUAGUGAAAAUAUGUGAUAUGAAGUGGAUAUCACUGUUUGUUUAUAGUGUAUUAUUGAGAAGAACGUAAAAAUAUUAUCACUGAAAGUAAAAAUAUAACAUAAAUAACAUGUUUAAUUUGACGAAAUAUUGUGCCUCGAUAAUUGGAAGAAACAAUACAGCAAGAUUUUUACCAAUUCGGCAAAGUUUACAUACAUGUAUUCUCAAACCUGGAAUUACAAAUAAAGCAUUUCUGUUAAUGAAAAGAGGUUCCAUUUAUUUACACAAGGAUUUGUUUAAACAAGGAAAUAUAGCUUUAAGUUUCGCAACAAAGUCAAGUAAAAAAUCAGAUAAAAUUGUAGGAAAAUGGAUGUUAACUUGCGGCGGCAUGGUAUUUGUAGCUGUAGUUUUAGGAGGUGUGACAAGGCUUACAGAAUCUGGCUUAUCCAUGGUUACUUGGAAACUACUUGGUGAAAAACUACCUACCUCUGAUAGACAAUGGCAUGCAGAAUUUGAACGAUACAAACAGUUUCCUGAAUACAAAAUAACCAAUCGAAACAUGACACUGGAAGAAUUUAAACGCAUCUGGUGGAUGGAAUAUUUACACAGAAUGUGGGGACGUUUGAUAGGUGCUGUAUUCAUAGUUCCAGCAGCCUACUUUUGGGCAAAAGGUAUGCUGAAGCCAGGAAUGAAAACUAGAGUAUCCAUUCUGGGAUUGUUAAUUGGUUUACAAGGACUUAUGGGUUGGUACAUGGUUAAAUCUGGUUUGGAAAAUCGUUUCACGGAGCCAUCAGACGUUCCUCGUGUCUCGCAAUAUCGCUUAGCGGCGCAUUUGGGAAUGGCAUUCAUUAUAUAUACAGGAUUUCUGUAUAAUGCUUUGGAUCAUUUAAUUCCCGCUCAAUCAUUAAGCCUGAAUACUUCAAGUAUUGAAAUUAAUGUUGUAAAACAGAAGUUAAAAAGAUUUAGAAUGUUAGUUCAUUCAACAAAAGGAAUAGUCUUUCUUACUGCUAUGUCUGGAGCUUUCGUAGCAGGAAUGGAUGCGGGUCUUAUUUAUAAUACAUUUCCAAAAAUGGCAGAUAAAUGGUUACCGGAUGACCUACUUGCGAUAUCACCAACGUGGAAAAAUUUUACUGAAAAUCCAACUGCUGUACAAUUUGAUCAUAGACUUUUGGGCAUUGUCACUUUAUCGUUGAUAACUUUUAUUGGGAUAGCAUCUCGUAAUCAUAGACUUCCUGGCAAUGCAAAAAAAGCAAUAGCAGCCGUCCUUUGUGCCGGCUAUUUACAAGUAUUAUUAGGAAUUUCAACAUUAUUGCACCAUGUACCUCUGGCAUUAGCUGCAACUCAUCAGUCUGGUAGUCUUCUUGUUUUAAGUACAAUGAUUUGGCUGUGUCAUGAACUAAAGUAUUUAAAAUACAUUGUUAAAUGAAGUUACAAAUAAAUGUAGUAAACAUGUUUCAUUCAUUACAAAAAUAUAUAAUGUGUUGUAUAAAACUUUGUUAUUUGGUACAAAUUAGGAACUGAUAGGUGAAUAUUAUAACACUUCCACAACAUUAUGCUUUAUUUGACAAUGCAUUAAGUUAUAAUAAUCAAUAUUCAUAGAAAUUAAUUUACACGUGUGUACUUUAAAGUAAUAUAGCUACAACCAGAAUAUCAAAGUUUAAGUAAUUUCACAUUGUUUUGUAAGUAUAUUUAAUUUCAUAUUUAUAAAGAACAAAUAAAUACCUAUCCUAAAAUAAUAGUAAACAAAUCAUGUAAUGUGUGUAGCAUUUUCACUCUUUUUAUAAUUCAUUAGGAUUACAUUUUAUGAACUUGACUGGAUUAUAUAUCCAAUCUGAGAAUUGAAAUAAACUGACUGCUAACAUCAUUUGGUUUUUUUGUGCUUAGGCAUAUAUCAAAUAUUAAAUGAUGUUAGUAUCGGCAUCUAAUUUCAAAAAUCAGCUUUGGUAAGUAAUAUUAAACAGUUCAAUAGUAAUAUUCAAUUAGUUUAAAAAAUGUGUAAACCCUGCUUAAUUGAUAAUUGCUACCUAAUUACAAUAAUAUUUUUGUUAACAUUCUAAAAGGUUUUUUUUUAUAAUAUCAUAUCUCCUAAUAACCUCUGAUUAGCAACACAGUGAAUUCCGCUUUAUUUUAUUGGCAGUUGUUCUACCUAAUCUCCAAUCAGUCAUUCUUUGAUUUCUUUUUUUCUAAAACGCCUUGUAUGCAUUGGUCCAACAUAGCAACAUUAAUAUUAAGCAGCAGCAAUAUUUAUUAGGCGUUUUGAAUUGCACUUCCGUUAUUGUAAUGCUCUUUAUUUACACUUAUUUUCAUUUUCUUGUAUGGCAAUUGUGCCUAAUCACAUUUUUAUUCAACAUUACAUGGAUAUGAGUAUUAAAGGAAAAUAUUUUUUAUCAUUCAUACAAAUAGAAAUUACACCACUUAAAAAAAGAAACACAACAUUUAUAUAGAAAGGUUCGUAUAGAUUCGUAUGAGGGAUUUAUAAUUUACUUGGUACUAUGCACAAAAUAUGUAAUGUUUCUGUACUGUCUGAAUAUCAAUCAAAAAGAACUUAAUGCAGUCUCUUUUCUAUAUUGCAAAUAACCCAAAUCCUAUAUCGCAAAACUAAUAUCAGUCUGAUAGAAUUUGUUAUUCCAUUGAGAAUCUUAUGUCUUACAAGGGAAAGGUUAGUAAUAACUGUCGUCGACUUCAAUAAAAUCAGUAUUGGCUGAUAAGUCUGUUCCUACGAAAAUCGAAUGUAUUAAAGUAUCACAAGGUCUAGACCUAUCGUUCUAUAUCAAUUUUAUGAAAAUCGAUGACUGACAUUACUGAACCAUUCGGUAACGAAUGUCUUUUCCAUAAAUGCGAAAUUACUAUUUCGAUAUUUAUGAACUUAAAGAACACGUAAAAUAAUACUUUAAACAGCUUUACUGUUUUACUAAAGAAAUCACAUGCUUGAUCAAACCAAAAGUAUCUUUUAAUUGCAUACCACUGAUGCAUCAUUACAGAUUAUUGUACAAAAAAGUUUGUUCCUUUGUAUAAAGUUACAGCUCUUGAACACAACGAUCUAGCAGAGAGAUAGAAGAAUGGUAUAUGUAUGUGGAACUCUUAAAUUUUUAGACUGACAAGUGCUAUUUUAUUUGCACCAUUAUUUAUAAUAUAUACAUAUAUAUGUAUAUAUAUAAAGAAAU